This is a messenger RNA of Neurospora tetraspora, 1578 nucleotides long. RefSeq lists its product as uncharacterized. Bases 1 to 1578 code for a protein of 525 amino acids. The record is from RefSeq and is a predicted model, not a curated record. The transcript is spliced from 5 exons. NCBI's taxonomy places the organism in Eukaryota, Fungi, Ascomycota, Sordariomycetes, Sordariales, Sordariaceae. Gene Ontology annotation, molecular function: zinc ion binding; DNA binding.
AUGUCUUACCGUAUUGAGGUCUCCAAGAACAACCGUGCCGGUUGCAAGGACUCGGUCUGCAAAGAGGAAGCAGUCAAGAUCACCAAGGGCGAGCUCCGUCUCGGAGUAUGGGUUGAGAUCUAUGAUCAUGGCGGCUGGCACUGGCGUCAUUGGGGUUGUGUCUCGGGACAGCAGAUCGAGAAUAUGCGCGAGAUGCUCGAUAAGGACGGCUCUGGCGACUAUCAGUGGGAUAUGCUUGACGGGUGGGAGGAGCUUGAGGAGUUCCCCGUGCUGAGGGAGAAGGUUCAGCGGGUUAUCACUCAGGGAUACAUUGACCCCGAGGACUUCAAGGGCGUGAGUAUAUCCAGUUACCAGGUCCCGGUUCAAGAUGUGGUAGAAUACCCUUUGCUGACUUUGCCUUUCCGCAUCAAGGACCCCGAGAUGAACAUACUUGGCCAAAGAGGCAUCCACGCCAAGACGAAGAAGGCUAAGGCGUCUGAGGACGGCGAGGAGGAGGACGCCAAACCUGCUGCCAAAAAGCCCGCCGCUAAGCGUGGUCGCAAGAAGGCCGAUGCCAACGAGGACGAUGAGGCCGAGCCCCCUGCGAAGAAGGCCAAGAAGGCCGGAGGUAAGGCCGCGGCCGUUAAGAAGGAGGAAAGUGAUGUCAAGGAGCAGGAAGAGGAGGAGGAGAAGCCUGUUGCUAAGGCCAAGGCCAAGCCUAGAGGCAAGAAGACAGCCGCCGCUGUCAAGAAGGAGGAAAGCGACGCCGAGGAGGCCGAAGAGGAGAAACCCGUCACGAAGGCUAAGGCAAAGGGCAAGAAGGCUGCUGCCGCCGUCAAGAAAGAGGAGAGCGAUGCCGAGGAGGCCGAGGAGGAGAAACCCGUCACGAAGGCUAAGGCUAAGGCUAAGGGCAAGAAGGCUGCUGCCGCCGUCAAGAAAGAGGAGAGCGAUGCCGAGGAGGCCGAGGAGGAGAAACCCGUCACGAAGGCUAAGGCUAAGGCUAAGGGCAAGAAGGCUGCUGCCGCCGUCAAGGAGGAAAGCGAUGCCGAGGAGGCCGAGGAAGAGAAGCCCGCUACCAAGGCCAAGCCCAGAGGCAAGAAGGCCGCAGUGAAGAAGGAGGAGAGUGACGCCGAAGACGUCGCGGCUGUUGCUGAGGCCCCUGCCAAGGAGGAGGAGAAUGACGAAGAAGAGGAGGCCAAGCCCGAACCUCCCGCCAAGAAGAAGGCCACCAGGGCUAGACCCCCGCGCGCAGCUCGCAAGGCCGCUAUCAAGGAGGAGAGCAGCAGCGAGAAAGAUGAAGAUGAGGAAGAGGAGGAGGAGGGUGAGAAGGAGAAGGAAGUCCCGAAGAAGAAGGGCAAGGCUGCCGCUGCCGCCAAGGGCAAGGGCAAGAAGACCAAGAAGGCUCCUUCACCUGAACCUGAGUCUGAACCGGAGUAUGCUCAGAAGACCGAGGAGGACAAUGAUGAUGACAAGGAUGUCAAGGGAGAGUCUGAUGCGGAGGAGGUGGUGGAGGAGAAGCCUGCUCCGAAGGCAAAGAGGGGAGGCCGCAAGGCUGCUGCUGAGAAGCCGGCUGCUAAGAAGCGCGGUAAGAAGGCGUGA